GAAAGCCGAAAGCUACGAACCAUUGAAAAAGACACACACAGGCAGCAGCAGGAACAGAAACAGCAAUUUCGUCAAUCCAAAAAGAAAGAAACAAAAUUCAAUUGCAACUUUCGCAAAGGCAAAAUCCCGAGAACCGGUACUGCUGCUUUACUGUGUCACCACCAACUGGGUCUGUUUGUUUUGUUCUCCGGUUGUUUUCUGUCCCGCUCCUGGUAAAAAAACCCACUUCUUGUUUUUAUGUGAAAAAAACCAGAACUAUGUUGAGACAGAAAGCUUUGAUCCGCGAUUAGAGCACAAGUAGGGCAAGGGAAAAUGCUUUGGCGAUUAGGAUCGGUUUGUCUUUAUGGGAGUGGGGGGGGUUGGUGGGUCAGUGUUGUUUAGUAUAAGUUGAGAGAUCUUCUGGAAUUUUGUUCUUGGAGGAAACCUGAAUCUUGGGGGCCCUGGUGGGAAUUGGAGAGUUGGUAACAGGGAGGAAGGAGAAACAUCUCCGGGUGAAUCACGAGAAACGCUUCCUUGCGGUGGUUGGUAUUCCCUUUUGGGUGUUUCUAGGAGUCACCUUUUUCAAAAAUGUUUUGGUGAAUCAGAUCCACUUGGUUUUAGAAGCUCUGAUCUCGAAAGAUUUACGGCUUCUUGUGUUUGGGGCUGCCUCAGCGUGACAACAAGGCAGGGAUAACUCUGUCACGAGUUAGAAUUGGGAAACAAGAAAAUUUAGAUUCAGGCACAAAUGGGGAAAAUAUAGAUGAAAGAGAAAACUCAUUUGCGGCUUCUCCCAUGCAAGCUAUGAGGUUAGUUCAGUUUGUGAUUAGGGAAAUAUUCUAUCUUUUGUUUAGUCUUCAGUGGGUUUAUUGUAAAUAGGCUAGUUCCGUUCAAUUUAGAAGGUUCUCUUGAAUUUGUGAUUUAAAGCACAUAGGGUGGUGAUUUUUGUUCUAGAGAAGCUACUUGGGUGUUGGUGACACUGUGCUUUAGUGGGUAUUGUGAAUCUUGAGGUGGGAAUUGAAGAUGGCGAUGUCCUGCAAGGAUGGUAAAUUAGGGAGCAUUGACAAUGGCAAGUAUGUAAGGUAUACACCGGAGCAGGUUGAGGCUCUUGAGAGGCUUUAUCAUGACUGUCCAAAGCCCAGUUCAAUUCGCCGCCAACAAUUGAUUAGGGAGUGCCCUAUCCUCUCCAACAUCGAGCCAAAACAGAUCAAAGUCUGGUUCCAAAACAGGAGAUGUAGGGAGAAGCAGAGAAAAGAGUCAUUACGCCUUCAAGCCGUGAAUAGGAAGCUGACGGCUAUGAACAAGCUGUUAAUGGAGGAGAAUGAUAGGUUGCAAAAGCAAGUGUCACAGCUGGUUUAUGAGAAUGGCUACUUUCGCCAACACACCCACAAUGCAACGCUUGCAACCAAAGAUGCAAGCUGUGAAUCGGUGGUGACAAGCGGUCAACACCAGCUGACACCUCAGCAUCCGCCAAGGGAUGCUAGUCCUGCAGGGCUUUUGUCCAUUGCAGAAGAGACUUUAGCAGAGUUUCUUUCGAAGGCCACUGGAACUGCUGUGGAGUGGGUACAGAUGCCUGGAAUGAAGCCUGGUCCGGAUUCCAUUGGAAUCGUUGCUAUUUCUCAUGGUUGCACUGGCGUGGCAGCACGUGCUUGCGGCCUUGUGGGUCUAGAACCCACUAGGGUUGCAGAAGUUCUCAAGGAUCGGCCUUCGUGGUUUCGCGAUUGCCGAACUGUGGAUGUUCUAAAUGUGCUGCCUACUGCUAAUGGUGGAACCAUUGAGCUGCUGUACAUGCAGCUUUAUGCGCCAACGACAUUGGCGCCGGGUCGUGAUUUCUGGUUGUUGCGCUAUACUUCAGUUCUGGAAGAUGGCAGCCUUGUGGUUUGUGAGAGGUCACUUAAAAAUACACAGAAUGGUCCUAGCAUGCCAGCAGUGCAGCAUUUUGUCCGGGCAGAAAUGUUGCCCAGUGGAUAUCUAAUCCGACCAUGUGACGGGGGUGGCUCAAUAAUACACAUUGUUGAUCAUAUGGAUUUAGAGCCAUGGAGUGUACCAGAAGUGUUGCGCCCGCUGUAUGAAUCAUCAACUGUGCUUGCUCAGAAGACAACAAUGGCGGGUCUGCGCCAACUAAGGCAGAUAGCUCAGGAGGUCUCCCAGUCUAAUGUUACUGGCUGGGGAAGACGACCAGCAGCCCUUAGAGCACUUAGUCAGAGGUUGAGCAGGGGAUUCAAUGAGGCUCUCAAUGGGUUCACUGAUGAGGGAUGGUCAAUGAUGGGAAAUGAUGGCAUGGAUGAUGUUACUAUCCUCGUGAACUCAUCCCCUGAAAAGCUGAUGGGCUUGAAUCUUUCUUUUAGCAAUGGUUUUCCAUCGGUCAGCAAUGCAGUUUUGUGUGCUAAGGCAUCAAUGCUUUUACAGAAUGUGCCUCCUGCUAUUCUUCUUCGGUUUUUGCGUGAGCACAGAUCAGAAUGGGCUGAUAACAGCAUUGAUGCUUACUCAGCAGCAGCAAUUAAAGUUGGUCCCUGUAGCUUACCAGGGUCGCGAGUGGGAGGUUUUGGGGGUCAAGUGAUACUUCCCCUGGCUCACACUAUUGAGCAUGAAGAGUUCUUGGAGGUCAUUAAGUUGGAAGGAGUUGGGCAUUCUCUUGAAGACACAAUGAUGCCCAGAGACAUAUUUCUCUUGCAGCUAUGCAGUGGGAUGGAUGAGAACGCUGUGGGCACCUGUGCUGAACUUAUAUUUGCUCCCAUUGAUGGUUCUUUUGCUGAUGAUGCACCUCUCUUGCCUUCUGGUUUUCGCAUCAUUCCUCUUGAUUCUGGGAAGGAAGCCUCCAGUCCAAACCGGACCUUGGACCUCGCCUCUGCCCUUGAGAUUGGACCUGCAGGAAAUAAAUCAUCUAAUGAUUAUUCUGCUAAUUCUGGCUGUACAAGAUCUGUGAUGACUAUAGCCUUUGAAUUUGCUUUUGAGAGUCAUAUGCAAGAACAUGUAGCGACUAUGGCUAGGCAGUAUGUCCGCAGCAUUAUCUCAUCUGUUCAGAGGGUGGCAUUAGCACUUUCUCCUUCUCAUUUAGGUUCACAUGCUGGUCUCCGGACACCACUGGGCACUCCUGAAGCACAGACCCUUGCUCGGUGGAUCUGCCAGAGUUAUAGGUGCUACUUGGGAGUAGAGCUGCUUAAAUCCAGCAGUGAAGGGGCUGAAUCCAUCCUCAAGACUCUGUGGCAUCACUCAGAUGCUAUCAUGUGCUGCUCUCUGAAGGCUUUGCCUGUGUUUACUUUUGCAAACCAAGCUGGGCUUGAUAUGCUGGAAACAACCUUGGUUGCUUUACAAGAGAUAGCCCUGGAGAAGAUAUUUGAUGAUCAUGGGCGAAAAACACUCUGCACAGAGUUCCCUCAGAUUAUGCAACAGGGCUUUUCUUGUCUUCAAGGUGGCAUAUGCUUGUCAAGCAUGGGAAGACCCGUUUCGUAUGAGAGAGCAGUAGCUUGGAAGGUGCUGAAUGAAGAAGAGAGUGCUCACUGCAUCUGUUUUAUGUUCGUGAACUGGUCCUUCGUUUGAAACCUAGGAUGCAAGAGGAAAUGGUAUCGAACUUAAACUAAACUCAGGUUAAUGUAUUGUUAUUGUGUUUAUCCUUAACUAUGAAAAACUGUGUAACAAUAUCUGUCUGUUUCGAUUUUCCUUUGUAUUCCAAGACUAUGUUUUGUUGCUGGAAUCUUGAAAACUUCGAUCAGUCAAGAAAUGGUCAGACAGGGCACAAACCACUUGCUAGUUUGCUCUUAAUGAUUGCUUAUUUCCUCAUAAUGUGCACUCUCACAUAUGUUAAUGCCUUAAUGUUAAGAGAUUCCAUUGAGUAAGGAAUUGUAAAAUUUGACAUAUUAUAUAUAUAUUGCAAGGGUGCAGAAGAUUGAAAAGAACAUUGUACAUGCUUUUAUCGGAACAGUACAUAUGAACUUGCUUACACGAAAAUGACCUACAAGGUUAUCCUAAGCCCUCGACGAGUUCCUGCUUAUCCUUCACAACUUCUAACAAAUCUUUGCAUGCACG
Messenger RNA from Rubroshorea leprosula, 4002 nucleotides. The record is from the annotation of a GenBank genome assembly. Lineage: Eukaryota; Viridiplantae; Streptophyta; Magnoliopsida; Malvales; Dipterocarpaceae.